AUGCAUCCCCAGUCGCACGUAGAUCGACAUGGGCUCGAAAGUCUUUUCACCAGUCUGCCUGUCAAGAACAUGGUUGCCAAGAUGCCACUCGUUCUCGAAGUCCUCGAGGCUAUCGUAUGGGAAGACCGCGCGGAACCACGAAUGCGCCUUUUCAUGCUUUGCAGACCAAGGCCAGCAUUUCUGUCAACUUCAGCGAAGAGAAGCGAACAGGGUCAGCAGACUACGAGCGCUCCGCGUCCGCAACAGCAUGGAGGAGAGCAACAGAAGAAGACAGGAUCUAUACGACCGUUCACAGUCCUCGCGCUCUUCGUGCCGUUGGGCUACGCCUUGAGCUGGGCCACAAAUGGAGGGAAUGGAAGCACAGCGUCGUCGAGCGCAGAUGGAUUUGUGCGAUACACUCUAGCGAGGAAGGAGGACGUGUCCUCAACAUCAGCCAUCUUUACCCUGGAGCCGGCGACAUCUUCGGACUCGUUGGCGAGGAGGUCUGCCGCAGAGCGCGCAAUCACCAGUGUUCAGAUCAAGCAGCCGCAAUUACAAAUAGCCAGAAACUACACGUUGCUUCCAUCCGACACUGGAACGGAUUCUGCAAACUUGGACCUCUUGAUACGGAAGGAACGCAAUGGCGAGGUAUCGGGCUACCUGCACAGGUUGCCUCUGGGUUCCGAUAUCGAAGUACGAGGACCAGUGGUUGACUUUGCGUUUCCUGAGGGUGUGGAUGAGGUUGUAUUCCUCGCAGGAGGCACGGGAAUCGUGCCUGCCAUGCAAGUGGCAAAAGCACUCGCGGGACAAGCCCGCAUGCAUGUGUUGUGGGCGAGCCGCUGUCGGCAGGAUUGUGUUGGCGGCAUCAGUGACACACCUCCACCUCAAAGCUGGACGUCUUGGCUGAAGGCUGGCAUCUUUGGGUUUGACGCCGGUCAAGUAAAGGAAAUCGAACACGACAGGGAGAGGAGCCGUGUAGUGUUGACGCUUGAGCAGCUGAAGCUCCUUCCUCCAAGCGGAAGGACAGCGCAUGAAUCACCUCAACUCCUCGUCGAUUACUACGUCGAUGACGAGGACACGUUCAUACAGCCAGGGGACAUCCAGCGGUCGCUCCAGUCAGCUUAUUCCACCACUCAGCAGCCGGGUGGAAGAAAGCUGCUGCUCAUCUCGGGACCCGAGGGCUUCAUCAACUACUGGGCUGGACCAAAGCAGUGGUUGAAUGGCCGAGAGGCCCAGGGCCCGCUCGGUGGUGUGCUGUCGACGAUGAGCCUUGCCGGCUGGGAAGUGGUGAAGCUCUGA
Molecule: messenger RNA, 1278 nt
Organism: Saxophila tyrrhenica
Lineage: Eukaryota; Fungi; Ascomycota; Dothideomycetes; Mycosphaerellales; Extremaceae
Exons: 2
Coding region: 1-1278 (425 amino acids)
Biological process (GO): cytochrome c-heme linkage
Cellular component (GO): mitochondrion
Molecular function (GO): FAD binding; oxidoreductase activity
Source: RefSeq, a predicted model, not a curated record